Symbiodinium natans is the source of this 2091-nucleotide messenger RNA. NCBI's taxonomy places the organism in Eukaryota, Dinophyceae, Suessiales, Symbiodiniaceae. The record is from the annotation of a GenBank genome assembly.
AUGCUUCAAAGGAUCGAUACGGUCCUCCGCUUCCUGCGGUUCUUGCCCUUCCUCGCGGGCGGCGACAAGCAGGACGAGACCAAGACAGGAAUUGCGUCGAUGAUCUCGGGCCAGCUCGCAAACCUGGUUGCUACAAGAGUCGCCUGCCUUACAAUCAUCCUGGUGAUGGUCAUACCACUCUUCGACAUUUGGACGUUCCCCCAGACGGACUACUCUCUCCAGACGUGGGUGAACCGCCUCUCCAACAACAUUGACGAGGGCAGGUACGACGACACCAUGGCAGAGCUAGAACUCAUGAAGGAUUUCUACACCCGGUACGCAUACGGCCCGUACAGAUCUUGCAUGGGCGUCGCCUACACGAAUGCACAAGGCGUCACGGCCUUCGACUGCACCACUAACCCGACGGGCAUUGCGGCCCAAGUCGCGGCGUGGGACUCCGGGAGAGCAGCUCCGCCGCGGCUCUCGGCCUCUCUGAUUGUGCACACGACCACGUUCAUGGUCCAGGUCAACAUGCAUGCGCCGAACCAGGUAGAGGCCGCGUUUAACAUGAGCACCAUGCUCUUCAUCAUUCUCAUCAUGGUCUUCUGCGGCCUGGCCCUCUCCAGCGUGGUGACGGACCUUGCAGUCCGUCCGCUGGAGCGAAUGCUGGGCACCGUGAGGAAGAUCGCCUCCACGGUUUUCAAGUUUAGCGCCGAGGUGACGGCUGAGCAGAACGAUGAAGAGGUCACCGACAUCGACAGCUCCAACGAGAUGAAGCUCUUGGAGAAGGUCGUCCAGAAGCUGGCCAUUAUCGCCGACCUUCAAACUUCCAGAAAUGUACCGGAUAAGACGGAGGACAUGAGAGACGAAGACCUUGGCAUCCUGUCCAUGAUGCACGGUGCCAACAUUGCGGAGAAGAAGGGGAGGAACACGAGGAGGAUAUCAGGCUCGGCCGGUGUGGGCCAGAGAAAGAAGGCGAUCGGGGUGCCCUCCGUUCGCUUGGAGGACUUUGGGGUUUCGCAGGAGGUCUUUGCUUCCUGGAACUUCAACGCCCUGAACCUUUCGAAGAACCAGAGAGUCAACCUUGCAGUGUACACGGUCUGCAAGUUCCACGAAGAUGGUGAGGGCUUCGUGAACACGGGAGAUGAGGUCGGCAUGUUUCAGAGGUUUACGACAGCCGUGGAGAAGGAGUAUCUGCCAGUCCCCUUCCACAGCUUUGCGCACUCUGUGGACGUUCUCCACGCAGUGUCUCGGGUUCUACGGAGCAUCGCCUCCGGAAGCUACCUCACAGAGCUAGAAGAGUUUUCUCUUCUGAUUGCCGCCAUUGGCCACGACAUCGGCCAUCCGGGUGUCAACAACGGCUUCCUCUCCGAAGUUGGCCAUGAGCUGGCGAUGCAGUACAAUGAUCGCUCUCCGUUGGAGAACAUGCAUUGCGCAAAGCUGUACACCAUCACCAGCAAGCACGAGACCAACGUCUUCUACCACCUGUCAAAGGAGCAGUACAAGGAGGUUCGGAAGCACUGCAUCGAGACCAUCCUCCACACAGACAUGAUGGCCCACCAGGCGAUGGUGAAGGACCUCCAGAUGCUCUUCCAGAUGAACACGGAGGUGUUCACGGCAGAGCCCGAAAGUGACGACAAGGGGCAGAUGAUGAUCAGCCCCGCAGAGAUCGAGAUCUUCUCGGACAAUGACACGAAGACCAAGGUGCUGAACUGCGUCCUCCACUCCGCAGAUGUUUCCAACCCGUGCCGCGGUUGGGAGGUCACCCACGCUUGGGCCAUGGUCUGCCUGGAGGAGUUCUUUGCCCAGGGCGACCAGGAGAAGGUCCUGGGCAUCCCAGUCCAGUUCCUGAACGACCGCGACAAGCUCAACAAGCCGAACUCCCAGAUCGGCUUCAUUGAGUUCAUGAUCUCGCCGUUCUUCGUCGCGCAGAUCCGGCUCUGGCCGAAUUUGCACGAGAUGGGAAGCAACCUGGCGCAGAACAUUGCAAACUGGCAGGACAUGUGGGAAAAAGAGAUGAACCCCGCGGAAGAGGAGCGAAGCAAGGUGAAGGGGCGCGUGGACAAAGUCACACGCAGCAUCAGCGAGGCGAUUGAGCGCGCACCGCUUUGA